CCUCUGGAACACCUUUCGGCUGCCCGCUCCCCAGACACACCUGCAGCCCUGCCCAGCCGGCUCUGCUCACCCACCGCUUGUAAAUGCCCCAGACAUGAGCCAGCCCAGGCCCCGCUACGUGGUAGACAGAGCUGCAUACUCCCUCACCCUCUUCGAUGAUGAGUUUGAGAAGAAGGACCGGACAUACCCACUGGGAGAGAAACUUCGCAAUGCCUUCAGGUGUUCCUCAGCCAAGAUCAAAACCACGCUGUCUGGGCUGUUCCCCGUGCUCUCUUGGCUCCCCAAGUACAAGAUCAAAGACUACCUCGUCCCGGACCUUCUUGGAGGCCUCAGCGGUGGAUCCAUCCAGGUCCCACAAGGCAUGGCAUUUGCUCUGCUGGCCAACCUUCCUGCAGUCAACGGCCUCUACUCCUCCUUCUUCCCCCUCCUGACCUAUUUCUUCCUGGGGGGCAUACGCCAGAUGGUGCCAGGUACCUUUGCCGUUAUCAGCAUGCUGGUGGGUAACAUCUGUCUGCAGCUGGCCCCAGAGUCGAAAUUCCGGGUCUUCAACUAUACCACCAACGAGAGCUACGUGGACACGGCAGCCAUGGAGGCGGAGAGGCUUCACGUGUCAGCGACACUAGCCUGCCUGACUGCCAUCAUCCAGAUGGGCCUGGGCUUCGUGCAGUUUGGCUUUGUGGCCAUCUACCUCUCCGAGUCCUUCAUCCGGGGCUUCAUGACGGCCGCCGGCCUGCAGAUCCUGAUCUCCGUGCUCAAGUACAUCUUUGGACUGACCAUCCCCCCCUACACGGGCCCAGGGGCCAUCGUCCUUACCUUCAUAGACAUUUGCAAAAACCUCCCCCACACCAACGUCGCCUCGCUCAUCUUCGCCCUCAUCAGCGGUGUUUUCCUGGUGCUGGUGAAGGAGCUGAAUGCCCGCUACAGGCACAAGAUCCACUUCCCCAUCCCUACAGAGCUGAUUGUGGUGGUGGUGGCAACAGCUAUUUCCGGAGGCUGCAAGAUGCCCAGCAAGUAUCAGAUGCAGAUUGUGGGAGAGAUCCAACAGGGGUUCCCCACUCCCGUGUCGCCUGCGGUUUCGCAGUGGAAGGACAUGAUUGGCACAGCCUUCUCCGUGGCCAUCGUGGGCUAUGUCAUCAACCUGGCUGUGGGCCGGACCCUGGCCAGCAGGCACGGCUAUGACGUGGAUUCUAACCAGGAGAUGAUCGCCCUGGGCUGCAGCAACUUCUUCGGCUCCUUCUUUAAAAUCCAUGUCAUUUGCUGUGCCCUCUCCGUCACUCUGGCUGUGGACGGCGCUGGAGGGAAGUCUCAGAUCUCAAGCCUGUGCGUGUCCCUGGUGGUGAUGAUCACCAUGCUGGUCCUGGGGACCUAUCUGUACCCUCUCCCCAAGGCCGCAGGGUCAGGCAUUUGCAGGAUGGGCCGGAGGAAGGGGACACCCCGGGUAACAGGGAGCAAUGUUCUGCUUCCCCAGUCUGUGCUAGGAGCCCUGAUAGCUGUCAACCUCAAAAACUCCCUCAAGCAACUCGCCGACCCCUACUACCUGUGGAGGAAGAGCAAGCUCGACUGUUGCAUCUGGGUGGUGAGCUUCCUCUCUGCCUUCUUCCUGAGCCUGCCGUAUGGCGUGGCGGUGGGCGUCGCCUUCUCCGUCCUGGUUGUGGUCUUCCAGACCCAGUUUCGAAAUGGCUAUGCUUUGGCCCAAAUCACAGACACUGACAUUUAUGUGAACCCCAAGACCUAUAUUAAGGCCCAGGAAGUCCAGGGGGUUAAGAUCGUCACUUACUGCUCCCCGCUCUAUUUUGCCAACUCGGAAAUCUUCAGGCAGAAGGUCAUUGCCAAGACGGGUGUGGACCCCCAGAAGGUGCUGCUGGCCAAGCAAAAAUGCCUCAGGAAGCAGGAGGAGGGGAAAAUCAUGCCCAAGCAACAGAGGAAGUCUCUGUUUAUGAAAACCAAGACUGUCUCCCUGCAGGAGCUUCAGCAGGACUUUGAGAACCCCUCCCCCACGGACCCCAACAACAACCAGACGCCUGCUAAUGGUGCCAGCGUGUCCUACAUCACCUUCAGCCCUGACAGCGCCACAGCUGCCAGCUGUGAGCCACCAGCCCCUGCUGAGAUCCCCAGUGAGCCCAGUGACAUGCUGGCCAGCGUCCCACCCUUUGUCACCUUCCACACCCUCAUCCUCGACAUGAGUGGGGUCAGCUUUGUGGACUUGAUGGGCAUCAAAGCCCUGGCCAAGCUGAGCGCCACCUUCGGGAAGAUCGGUGUGAAGGUCUUCUUGGUGAACAUUCACGCCCAGGUGUACAAUGACAUUAGCCACGGAGGUGUCUUUGAAGAUGGGUGUCUAGAGCGCAACCACGUCUUUCCCAGCAUACACGACGCGGUCCUCUUUGCCCAGGCAAAGACCAGCAAAGUGGCCCCAGGACAUGACUUCCAAGGGCCUCCAGUGGACCCUGAGCUGUCAUUGUAUGAUUCAAAGGAUGACGUCCCCAGCUACUGGGACUUAGAGCAGGAGAUGUUCGGGAGCAUGUUUCACGCAGAGACUCUGACCGCCCUGUGAGGGCACAGCCGGUUCCGUGCUGCCUCCAGAGCGCCUGGCACCUGGGGCCCCUAUGAAGGAUGAGCCUGGGAUCACAGGGAGUGGCGGGUAGAGGAAAACGCCUCCACCAGGACUCCAGUACCUCUCCAUCCUCCUCCUCAUCCUCUCCCAUCCCCCCACCUCCCUCCUGACAUCUCUAGAGCAAGCCUAUCUCUGCAGCAGGGAGAGCCACCUCUUCACCCUUCUGCUGAUCCUCAGGGCCCCAGCCAGCAACGAGCAAGCCUCCUGCUCACUCCCCCACACCCACCCGCACCCUGUCCGUGGCAGCUGAUGGGACUCCUGACUGUCGGCCUUUGAGAGUGAGCCAGGAACAGACGGGAAACCAUGUGCGGACACAGGGUGCAAGCUUCAAAAGUAUCGUGGGGCCAGCGUGGCUUGGUGUCAGAUGAUGUCAAGCUGUCACAGGACACAGGGAUGAACUAGCUUAGGACUCUGUGACUUGCCCCCUCCAGCUGCCCCAAGUCUGUCCUUGGUGGCUCUGCACCCCUAGGACCAUGUUCUCCCACAAAGCAGGGAUCUCUGUCUUGGUGACUAUGUCCCCUUCCUCUUCAUCUCAAGGCUGUAAGAACCUCCACUGCUAUUUAGCACAUCAGACUCUGGCCUGGGGAGUGGCCACCAGAGCUACCUUCCCAGGGGCAGCCCACCAAGUAGCUGCCCCAGCCUCCUGAAGCAUGACCAUGCCCCCUGCCCUCAGGGGCUGUUCCCUUCCACUUGAGACUGGGUGGGGACCCAAAAGGGACAGCGGGGUAGCUGGCAGAAUCCUCUGGCAACCUAGCAACAGAUACCAGUUCUUCGGCACAAAAGCUUUCGGGAAUCCCUCUUUGUACUGGAGACACAGAGAGGGAAGGGGUGCUAGUGUCAACCCAGGGCAAACUGGUGGGACCUGGGCCCUGACAGUCCCCCUCACCUCAGAAAUGCCUCCCCGACUUGGGAAAUCUGCCUUGUUCUCUUCGUUUGGCAAAGAGCCAACGAUUUUAACUCUCCCUUAUCAGCUUGGGGCCUGAAUCGUUCAGCCAGGUGAGGGAGGCUGCCCCUCCCCACCCCAAGGUCACACCCCAGCGGAGAACAGGACAUGGAGCAGGGCUGAUUCAAACUGAGUCUUCCUCCACAGGCCGCCCUUCACAAACUUGAGAACUGAGGUCAUCUCCUCCUAGGGAAGAUGAGAAGAGGGAUUACGUUCUCCAUAUAUAUAAGAAGGUAGAGGCACCCCACUGUUGACUUGAAAAUAAACAGGUCCUACGUGCGAGUGUUUGGGAAAUUUUCCAUGGACAUGCACAGAAAACCUUUUGGCCUCUCCCCGCCGCUUCUCCCAAGCUCUUUCAGUGUAAUGACCCCUGCCCCACAGGCUGGGCUGGCCCAGCCUGGAAAAACGUCCGAAUUCCCAACUUCAGCCUGACCUGCAUUGUGUGGUCUGCGUAUGUUGAGUGAAGCGGUCAGCAAGCAAGUCUUCUUAGAGUUAAAGGAGGGGGUGCUGUCGAAAAGCCAACAGAUUCUUGGCUUACAAGCAUUGCUUCUCUGAGAAUUCAUUAUGCCAUCUGGCUGCCAAUUGAACUCAAAACUUGGAAGGCCGAAGACAAUGUUAUCUGGGGUUCACUGUGCCCAGCACCCGAAGUGCCAAAUUUCAAGAGGACAAGAACCUUAGCCAAUGAAAAUUCACCGUCCCCUGCUCCACCUCCUGCAAAGUCCAGCUCAGGCCCAAGAGAUGGGGGAAGAUCACAGAGCCUUGGGACAUCCCAAGUCAGAGGUGCCCUUUGAACCAAAUGUCCAGAACCCCUGAGGACUUGAGGAAGUGACCGUUAACACCCAGGCCAGCUCCAGACCUAAAAGGGAUUUCUGACUCCUGGUGGCCUGGAAAUGGGGCUCAAGGAGAGAUCCUGCAGUAAGUUCAAGGGUGUAAGUAUUCACAGAGCCCACAGUGUAGGUAAGCUUAGAAACACUGGGGUGGAUGAAGACCGUGAAGAAAACGUCACUGUUGGAAUACUUUGGAAAGAACACAGAUUCACACAGACCACUCACUGGACCUGACCAAGGCAGGAAAGGAAGGCAAGGCAGUGAAACAAUCCAGAAUUUCAAUACUUUUAAAUGUUCUUAGUGAUACUGACCUGUGAUGAUGUGGUUCCGGGGGAGACCGGGACUCUUGAGAUGUUUGUGUAAUUUAUUUAAUUUAAACGUCAUUCUCCUUUUGUUCAUUUUGCUAAUAAAGUGGUUUUGAAAU
This is a messenger RNA of Vicugna pacos (alpaca), 4805 nucleotides long. NCBI's taxonomy places the organism in Eukaryota, Metazoa, Chordata, Mammalia, Artiodactyla, Camelidae. The record is from RefSeq and is a predicted model, not a curated record.